Hydractinia symbiolongicarpus is the source of this 1269-nucleotide messenger RNA. RefSeq names its product replication factor C subunit 5-like. The transcript is spliced from 12 exons. NCBI's taxonomy places the organism in Eukaryota, Metazoa, Cnidaria, Hydrozoa, Anthoathecata, Hydractiniidae. The coding region runs from base 96 to 1109 and encodes 337 amino acids. Gene Ontology annotation, molecular function: ATP binding; DNA clamp loader activity; DNA binding. The record is from RefSeq and is a predicted model, not a curated record. Gene Ontology annotation, biological process: DNA-templated DNA replication; DNA repair. Gene Ontology annotation, cellular component: DNA replication factor C complex; nucleus.
UAGUACAAGAAUGUUAUAGGCUGACUAGGCCAUACAGUUUAAAAAACACAUAUUAUAUCUGCUAGGAGAGUCAGAAGAAUUUAUCCAAGACAAACAUGUUAAAAGGAGACACAAAAAUGCCAAUUUCAGAAAUAGACAGAAGACUGCCAUGGGUGGAGAAAUACAGACCAAAAUGUUUGGAAGAUUUAAUUUCUCACAAAGACAUAAUAACCACAAUACAACGGUUUAUCUCUGAAGAUAAACUUCCGCAUCUUUUAUUUUAUGGACCACCUGGUACUGGCAAAACAUCAACAAUACUAGCAGUUGCUAAGCAACUAUAUGCAGCAAAAGAAUUUCAAUCCAUGGUGCUAGAGCUAAAUGCAUCAGAUGACCGUGGCAUAGGAAUUGUUCGAGAGCAGAUUUUGGGAUUUGCAAGUACCAGAACAAUAUUCAAGUCAAAGUUCAAACUUGUCAUUCUUGAUGAAGCUGAUGCAAUGACAAAUGAUGCUCAAAAUGCUCUCAGAAGAAUUAUGGAAAAAUACACAGAGAAUACAAGAUUCUGUUUGAUUUGCAAUUAUUUGACUGGAAUUAUACCUGCUAUACAGUCGCGUUGCACACGAUUUCGAUUUGGACCAUUAGACACGGAGCAAAUGUCAUCAAGAUUAACACAUGUCAUCAACACAGAAAAUGUUUCUAUAACAGAAGAUGGAAAGAAAGCUUUGCUUAGACUCGCGAAAGGUGACAUGAGACGAUCUUUAAAUAUAUUACAGAGUACGCACAUCGGUUACGGUAAUGUUACGGAAGAAACCGUUUACACAUGUACUGGUAAUCCUUUGCGACAGGAAAUUCAAAAUAUUGUCGACUGGAUGCUUAAUGAGAGUUUUGCGACCGCUUAUAAAAAAAUCACAGAACUUAAGACGAGAAAAGGUCUUGCAUUACAAGAUAUUUUGUCUGAAGUUCAUUUGCUUGUUCACAGAAUUGAUUUCCCACCCAAUGUGCGUAUAACAUUAUUAAGCAAGAUGGCGGAAAUUGAAUAUAAUUUGUCGGCUGGUACGUCAGAAAAGAUUCAAAUGAGUGGCUUGAUAGCUGCUUUUCAAUGCGUACGAGACACGGUUGCUGCUGAAGCAUAGAGAGAAGUGAUUAGUCAUAAAGCCUGCCACAUCGAUAUAACAUCCUUUCAGCACAAACCGUGUUGAGGGUAUUUCUUGAGAUAGCGAAUAUCGAAUGUUUUGUGAACGCGAUGUAUUCCUUAUUUCAUCGUUAAAAAAGAAAAAAAAGAAAUUCUCAAAA